GUGUGUCCUGUGGAGCUCCUCACCCUCUGGAGAAUGGCUUGUUCCAGGGGACAGACUUUCAUAGUGGCAGCUCUGUGGUCUAUCAGUGCAACGCUGGCUUUUACCUGCUGGGAGACGCCAAGAUGCACUGCAGCAACAGCGGCAAGUGGGGAGGGAAUCCACCGGCCUGUCUCGAUGUGGAUGAGUGCGCUCUGGGAUCUGACUGUGAUAAUCACGCCAGCUGUCAGAACACAGACGGCUCCUACAUCUGCACCUGCAUCCACCCGUACAGCGGAGACGGCAAAAACUGCACAGAGCCGGUGAAGUGUGUGAACCCUGAGUCUCCAGAGUUUGGCCACAGAACCGGCAGCAACUUCCUGAUGGGCAGUGAGGUUGUGUUCGGCUGCGAGGACGGCUACGAGCUGAUCGGCUCGUCUCGACUCCGCUGCCUGGAGACAGGAAACUGGAAUGAUCGUGUCCCAUACUGCAGAGCUCUUUCCUGCCCGACGCCAACUGUCCCAGAGAACUCCAUCAUGAAGGGCGACAACUUCACCUACGGAAGCAAGGUGACUUUCAGUUGUAUGAAGGGCUUCCUGCCUCAGAUCCCGUAUGACUUUCAGUGUCUCGUCAGUCUGAGAUGGAGCGGGACGCCACCUGUCUGUCACCCACUGACCUGCGGGGGGCCUCCAACUGUGGAGAACGCUGACUACAGCCUGGGCACGAUCACAUACCUGUCCACUGCGAAAUACACCUGUGCUGAGGGCUACAGGCCGUUUGGCUCCAUGGAAGUUGUUUGUGAAGCAACCGGGGAGUGGAGCAGACCCUCCCCCCGCUGCGUGAGCGUCCUGUGCAGCGAACCUCCGGCCCUGAGAGACGCUGUGACCAUAGGAGAGAACUAUGAACUGGGAAACAAGGUGCACUAUGUCUGCAAAGAAGGCUACACUCUGAUUGGCCCAGAGACCAGAGAAUGUUUGCCAAGUGGCCAAUGGAGUGACAGCUCUGCCCAGUGUGUUCCUCGCUCCUGUGGCCCCCCGCCUGCCAUCGACCACGCAGAGCCCUACGAGAGCCACCAGCUGUUUGGAGACACCGCCAACUACUACUGCACUGACGGAUACACCGCCGGCAACAACUCCAAGAUGGUGUGCAAUGCUCAGGGCAUGUGGGCGCCUCCUGAUGGCAUGGAGGCCCCGCGCUGCAUCGCCAACUUCUGCCUUCGCCCGCCCGAACUACCCCAUGCAAUUUUAGAUUCAGUCAACAAACCCAAAUACACCAGCAACUCUGAAGUGAGCUACAAAUGUGAAGAGGGCUUCAUGCUCAACACCACAGCCACACUGAGGUGUUUAAUGGGAGGACAGUGGGAGCCUUCGCCGUACGAUAUCGGCUGCGUGCCAGUGAGGUGCUCCAGGCCUGAGAGCAUCGACAGGGGCUAUGUGAGCGGGACCAACUACAGUUUUGGAGCCAUGGUGGCGUACACCUGCUAUCCAGGCUUCCAUAUCCGAGGGGAGAAGAGGAGGACCUGCAAGGCCAAUGGAGAAUGGGAAGGAGCUCUCCCCACAUGUGUACCUGUGUCCUGCUCCUCGCCUCCUCCACUCAGGAAUGGAGAGGUUCAAGGUCAAUUCACCUUCAACAGCAAGGUGAAAUAUGUCUGUAACGCAGGCUACAGACUGAUUGGUCGUCCAGACCGAGUUUGCCAAGCCAACCGCCAGUGGUCCAACACCAACCAUCCCACCUGUGUCCUUCUGACCUGUGACCCUCCUCCUUCCAUCUCACAUGGACAUUACCGGGGCUCUGAAUUCCAGGUGGGCCGCAAAGUACAGUACGUUUGCAAUGAGGGUUACGAGCUGGUCGGAGACUCCGUGUGGACCUGUCUGAAAUACGGACGCUGGGAUAAGACGAGGCUGCCGCGCUGCUCGCCGGUGCAGUGUCCAGAGCCACCGCUGGAGGUGAACCACCUGGUCCUGAAGGGCCUGGACUCUGAAUCUGGAACAGUGGAAUUAUCAUGCGAGGAUGGCUACGUCCUUGAAGGCGCUCGCAUCCUCCGCUGCACACCAUCCCAGGAGUGGAACGACACGUUCCCAGUGUGUAAGCAGGUGUUUUGCGGCCCACCUCCUGAAGUGUCGUUUGGCAGCACUUCCUUGUCCUCUCCCCCGUUUCCUUUCGGCUCAGCUGUGACCUACAAAUGCAUGGAUGGUUUCACGUUAAAAAAAGAGGGCUCUGUGUCCUGUCUUGCCAGCGGGCUGUGGAGCAGUCCCUCCCCUGAGUGUAUCCCAGUUGAAUGUCCUCAGCCUGUGGAGGUUUCUAACGGUAUAGUAGAUGUUCAGGGUCUGAUGUACCUCAGCAAAGCACUGUACAGUUGUCGGACUGGAUAUAAUCUGGUGGGUAACUCCACCGUCCUCUGCGGAGAAAAGGGACUUUGGAUCGGAGGGGUCCCCUCUUGCCGCCCAAUUGAAUGCUCCAUCCCAAAACAGAUCACCAAUGGAAAGGUGGUUUACACAAAACUCCAGUUUGGUCACAGUGCCACUUACUCCUGCCGUCGUGGUUACCGCCUCCAAGGCCCAGAGACUCUGAAGUGCCUGGCCAGUGGGGAAUGGGACUUCGAGCCACCUGCUUGCGUGCAGAUAUCUUGCACGCCACCUCAGCCCAUUGAAAAUGGUUUUGUUGAGGGUCAGGAUCACAGUUUUGGUGUCACUAUCUUCUACAGCUGUUUUCCUGGAUUCCAGCUCAUAGGCCAGGACCAUCUGACCUGUGAGGAGUUCGGCUGGUCGAGUUCUGUCCCUGUCUGUUUGCUGUCGGACUGUGGCCUGCCUCCUCACAUUGACUUUGGCGAGUAUGUUAGGGUGACAGAGCAGCGGACAAGCUCUACUACAACUUCUAAAGACACUGGAGCGUUAGCCUCACCUGAGAACUUGAGCUUCCUUCACGGGACUUUGAUUGAAUACCACUGCCACAAAGGUUACGACCUCUCAAGCCCCACCAGGUUGGUGUGUCAGGAGGACGGUGGCUGGAAUGGGACAGCUCCGUUUUGUGUCCCAGCAGAGUGUGAAACACCGCCCAGGCCAGAGCACGGCUGGGUGAAUGUGACUGAUUCCUCCCUCGGCAGUAUGGUCAAGUAUUUUUGUGAGGAAGGAUAUGAACUUCAGGGGGAGCCUGUGAGGCAGUGUGUGUCAGGUCGAUUGUGGACAAAUAACGCCCCCAUUUGUCGACCGGUUUCCUGUGGCGACCCAGGGCCUAUUGCCAACGGCACCGCUCAUGGAGGAGCUUUUGUGUAUCCUGAGGCUCUGCGCUAUGAGUGUCAUCCUGGGUUCAUCCUCAAAGGUAGCAACACAAUCGUCUGCCAGGUUGAUGGAAAGUGGAAUGGACAAAAACCUCUCUGUGAGCCACUGUCUUGUGGUUCUCCUAAAGUCCCCAGUGAUGUUACUUUUAAAGGCGAGGAGCACACCUAUAAUAAUGAGAUAGAACUAAGCUGUCAGCCCGGGUUCCUCUUAGAAGGGAAAUCUGUCAGUGUUUGUCAGGCUGAUGGCACCUGGAGCCACGAGUCUCUGACCUGCGUACCUGCCCGCUGUGGGAAACCCUCACUGAUACCCAAUGGACGUGUGCUGGGAUCAGAGUUUGGCCUCAACAGCAAGGUGAAGUAUCAAUGUGACGAAGGAUACACACUUAAGGGAGACUCCACACGUGUUUGUCAGUCAGAUGGACUUUGGGACAAACCGGCACCUCGCUGUGACAUCAUCAACUGUGAUCCACCCGAGGACAUCAGCCACGGCUUUCUCAACGGCUCCAGCUUCAACUACGACGAUGUGGUGGAGUACGUCUGCUUCGAUGGCUAUGAGGUGGUUGGGGACCCCAUCCUGCGAUGCUCCGCUCAAGGCCUCUGGGUGGGCGCUGUGCCUCAGUGCCGACCCUGCGUCUGUGUCCUACCCGUGUUGAAAUUCGGCGUGGUUCUUGGACGCGACCGCACCUGUGGGGACCUGGUGCAUUUCCAGUGUGACGGCGGCUACAAGCUGUUGGGUCCCCCACAGGCAGUGUGUGAGAAGGGAGGGGUGUGGAGUCCCGGGGUUCCUGUGUGUGGCCGAGGAAGGUGCAGUGUCGCUCCGCCAACAGUUCCUAAUGCUGUCCUGCAGGGCGGCAGUGCCACCUUCCCAGACACUGUUAUAUACAGGUGUCGGCCCGGUUACCAGUUAAAGGGAUACCCACACCUCUCCUGCGGGAGAGACGGCAGGUGGGGGGAGCCCAGGAUCAGCUGUGAGCCUGUGAGUUGUGGAAAACCUCCGGCUGUAGCCCACGCUCAGGUGGUGGGAGACACCUUCACCUUCCCGAACCAAAUCAUGUACAG
Molecule: messenger RNA, 4312 nt
Organism: Paralichthys olivaceus (Japanese flounder)
Lineage: Eukaryota; Metazoa; Chordata; Actinopteri; Pleuronectiformes; Paralichthyidae
Source: RefSeq, a predicted model, not a curated record